Fimicolochytrium jonesii is the source of this 1101-nucleotide messenger RNA. Its product is annotated as P-loop containing nucleoside triphosphate hydrolase protein. Lineage: Eukaryota; Fungi; Chytridiomycota; Chytridiomycetes; Spizellomycetales; Powellomycetaceae. The annotation marks the transcript as partial. Gene Ontology annotation, biological process: mitotic spindle organization; microtubule-based movement. The transcript is spliced from 3 exons. The record is from RefSeq and is a predicted model, not a curated record. Gene Ontology annotation, molecular function: microtubule binding; ATP binding; microtubule motor activity.
AUGGCCUCCACGUCCGUGAAAGUCGCUCUCAGAGUCCGCCCGCUGAGCGCAAAGGAAGUACUGGCAAGCGCACAGCAAUGCGUCUCCUUCUACGGGCCAGGUGUCCCUCAGGUGUCCAUCGCGCCCGGCAACAGCGUCAGCGUCGCAGAGUCCUUGGGCCUCACAACCGCUUCCUCGAGCUCAGCACAGGCGAAAUCCUUCACAUUCGACCAUGUGUUUGAUACCGAGAGCAGGCAGGAGCAGGUGUAUGGGGAAUGUGUUCAGCCGCUGGUCGAGCGAUUUUUGGAAGGAUUCAAUGCCACGGUCCUCGCGUAUGGUCAGACGGGAUCUGGAAAAACAUACUCCAUGGGAACCGGGAUGGAGACAGCCGGUGAGAACUUCGACCAAGGCAUAGUUCCAAGAGCGAUUUAUUUCCUCUUCGACAAAUUAGCCGCAGAACAGGCGAGGUUGGGGGAUGGAUUUCAGUACGAGGUGCUGGUAUCAUUUCUCGAACUAUACAACGAAGAGCUCGUUGAUCUCCUCAAUCCGCGGAGCAAGGAUGGCAAUUCGGGAUUAUCCAUUCGUGAAGAUUCCAGCGGCAGGAUUGUGUGGUAUGGGGUCCGCGAGGUCCCAGUGAACUCACCUGAAGGCUUACUGGAAGCGCUCGCGAAAGGCUCUCUGUGCCGAAGUACCGGAUCGACCGACAUGAAUGCUUCGUCCUCGAGAAGUCAUGCCAUUUUCAGCGUCAUCCUGAGGCAGCAGCGAAAAAGCCUUGUUUCGAAAUUUCACUUUGUCGACUUGGCUGGGUCCGAGCGAUUGAAACGCACGAACGCGGAAGGCGAUCGAAAAAAGGAGGGAAUCUCCAUCAAUCAAGGUCUACUCGCCCUUGGAAACGUUAUCUCAGCAUUAGGCGACGACACACGAAGGUCCGCCAAUCAGCAUGUCCCAUACCGGGACUCGAAACUCACCAGGAUGCUGCAAGACAGCCUUGGUGGGAACAGCCAGACCCUUAUGCUUGCCUGCGUCAGUCCGAGUAGCAGCAAUUAUGCCGAGACCCUCAAUACCCUAAAUUAUGCGAACCGGGCUCGAAACAUCAAGAACAAAGUGGUCAUCAACCAAGAG